Rhinocladiella mackenziei CBS 650.93 is the source of this 1602-nucleotide messenger RNA. RefSeq lists its product as uncharacterized. The record is from RefSeq and is a predicted model, not a curated record. The transcript is spliced from 2 exons. Bases 1 to 1602 code for a protein of 533 amino acids. NCBI's taxonomy places the organism in Eukaryota, Fungi, Ascomycota, Eurotiomycetes, Chaetothyriales, Herpotrichiellaceae.
AUGGCUCUCCCCAACCAGCUUUACGUUGACCACGCGUACGAAGAGUACCUCUGUCGCCCCUGUGAUCGACGAUUCUCAACCUUGAAUGGUGCGCUCAACCACUGUCAAAAUGCCGCGGUACAUCGUGGAGAAUGGUGCACACGCUGCGAACGGCUCUUCGUCUCGCCUGCUGCGCGCAACGCUCACGUUGCCAAUUCUUCCCGGCAUCACAUUUGUGACCGCUGCGACUUAGACUUUCCAACUUUCAGGCAACAUCGAGGUCACGAUAUCAGUGUCCACCACCUGUGUACCGAAUGCGGUCAAGAAUUUUCCAACGACAACAAUCUUCAACAGUUUUCACUCCUCCUCACGUAUACCACCGUGCGGUCAAAUCCUCUCCGUCAAGGUCCAGCUCUUACUGACCGUGUCUUCCUAGAGCUCCCUCGAAGUAUUCGGCGAAGUCUCGAUCUCGACAAACCCCAUGCCAGAACACUACAUUGCUCACCCCGCUCAGCUGCCGCAGCAGCCUCGUCUACUUCCGCAAUCCCUCAUAUUUCGCUACACAUUGCCGCCUCUUCCAGCGGCAAGGGACGGAAAUAUCACCCGGAACUGAGUACAUUCGAUUACUAUCCAAGCAACACUGAUGGAUUGGGCCUCCAACAUGGUUCGACAAUUGAGGAGAAAAGGUCUCACCGUCCUGACAGUGGACAAGAUGCAUAUUUUGUGGCCCGAGUCGGGCAAGAUUCGGACAUAACAGCUUUCGCUAUAGCGGACGGUGUGGGCGGUUGGACCGAGCAUGGCGUCGAUCCUGCUGACUUCUCCCACGGCCUUUGCAGCUACAUGGCCGAAACAGCGCUUUCAUGGUCCCGAGAUGAACGGCUCGGCCCUAAACAACUUCUUGAGAUGGGAUAUGAGAAAAUAAUCAGCGACCCUGCAAUCCGAGCAGGGGGCACAACGGCCUGUGUUGCAGUGACGCAAGCAGAUGGGCGAAUGCGCGUUGCCAAUCUGGGAGAUUCCGGCUUCCUCCAGCUCCGACUGGGAACGGUGCACCACUACUCGAACCCACAGACCCAUGCAUUCAACACUCCAUAUCAAAUGAGUCUAACUCCGCCUGAGAUCCUCGCUCAGGCAAUGGUCUUUGGAGGGAUGCCCCUAAAUGACAAACCCGACCGAGCCGACUUAGCUGAUCACAUGCUGCGGCACGGCGACGUGUUGGUUCUGGCAACAGACGGUGUCUGGGACAACCUCAAUUCCCAGGACGUCCUGUCCAUCGUCUCAAAGCGCAUGCGCAUGACGGGCGCGUGGUUAAGGUCUCCCGACCAAGGAUAUACCAUCUCUCCCGUCCUCUCCGAACUGGUGGACAAAUCAAUUGGCCUACAGAAACAUAAGAUGCCCGGGACGUUGCAAAGUGUCCUGGCAGCGGCGAUUGUUGGGGAGGCCAAAACCGCCAGUCUCAGUGCGAAGCGAGACAGCCCAUUCGCUAAAGAGAUGCAGAAGCAGUUCCCUUUCGACCCGUGGCACGGUGGAAAGGUAGACGAUAUUGCAGUCUUAGUGGUGAUUCCAGUUAAUAAAGGGAGUACGGAAAAAGAGGGCGAUGGUGACAGGAUCAAGGCCAAGUUAUGA